UAUCGGCGAUUCCGAUCCUGUCCUCGGUUUAUAGCUAAUAUGGCGCUGUCACAUUCUCGUGAAGCAUAAAAAGUCAGGCUUUGUCUCAUACUCCAUCGGUUAAGGGCUCGAGUCGAACCGCCGGUUUGAUAAAGGGCGACCUCGGGACGCCGGACGACGUCUCAAAAGUGAUAUCGGAGUGAGAAAGUACCGCGCCACUCGACACAAAUCGAAAUAUCCGCCUUCGAGGUGUUUGACCCUAAACAGAGGAAAGUGCCGCUGCUGGGAGCGGAAAAGUGAAGAGGACGGGAGGGAAAAAACAACAAAAUACACCGGUACCUCGGACCACUUUUCUCCACUUUACACGAUCCUGAUUUCGAAUUUGUAAUCAACGUCGCCCUUAUCCACAAAAAAAAAAGGUGAAAAAAUGAGGUUCAAAACGAGGCCCUUGGAAAUAGUAUAGUUUCAAUAAAUUUUAUACUGCCACCGCUAAGGGGCUAUUCGCAAGUUAAAUGUAACUUUUAUCAUAAGGUAAUGUGCAGUAAUUGUAAAAAACUAAAAACCCUUCAAACAUGCCACUAACAGAGCAAAUGGAGGUACCUAACCAGCAGUACUGCUUGCGAUGGAAAUAUCACCACUCCAAUCUUCAGGUUAUGUUUGCACAGCUUUUAGAAAGGGAGAGCUUUUGUGAUGUCACUUUAGCGUGUGAAGGAAAAACUUUAAGAGCUCACAAGAUGAUGUUGUCUGCAUGCAGUACUUAUUUUGAUUCUAUUUUCUCAAAACAUGAAGAGAAAGAUCCUAUUGUUAUUUUAAAAGAUGUUAAGUUUGACGAUAUCAAAGCUCUAGUUGAAUUCAUGUACAAAGGGGAAAUAAAUGUCGACAAUUCACAACUCAGCACAUUGCUUCACACUGCAGAAGACUUAAGAAUAAAGGGAUUGGCUGCAGUGUCAUGGCGAUCGGAAGGUGAGGGAUCUUGGCGGAGCGUGGAACAAACGCCUAGUAGUAGUCUUCCACAGAAUAAGAAUCAAGUAUAUCAAUACGGGCAACAAAGGAAAAAGAGAAGGCUUAAUCCGGAUUUCCUUUACGUACAGCAUUGUCCAAAAUUCGCUCGGAUAAAUUCCAACCAACAACCCGUUGAAGAAUACGUGACUGAUAGCAAUGGCGAUGAAGAUAGCCAAGAAGGAAUGUGGGAUACACGCUCUCACGAAGAUGUUUACUCAGAGCCGGAAGAAACCAAGCCCCAGGGAAUAACAAAUAGCAAUAUGAUCACUAACAAUAGCAUUACAGUACCCACAACAGUUAUCACUGAAAAUGAAAGUUCAAUUAAAGCAGAACCGGACCAGCCAGAUAUACAGACUUCAACUCCCCGGACACCCAGUUCAAUAACAAGUGGUCAGCCUAUUAAAGCAGAAUUAAUGGAUGUCAUUAAAAUGACCGCUUAUAUACAACAAGGCGGAAGAAGGCCACAUUUUUGGGAAACGUCAUCAACUAAAAGAGUUAUGGAAGCAAUUAAAAAUAAAGAAAUUGAGAUGAAAGUGGCAGCUGAGCUCCUUGGAGUAUCCUACGGCACCCUUUAUGGACGAUACAGAGAUGCUUAUGGCUGUCUGAAACAUCCAUACCGGCUUUUAAUAAAACUGGUUGUCUUCUACGAUAAACAUUCUCAUACAUGUUCAGAAACACUUUUCACUAGACACAUUAUAUACGCACUGAUAAAAAACUACAUAGUUACAAAAAAUGCAGAACGAAUAGUUAAAUAAGAGAAUUGUGCUUUUACAAGCAACUACAAAACUCGUUAUGAAUUAAUUUUAAAAAAUAUACGUGGAAAAUACUUAAGGAAUUAUGCAGUAAGUGAGAAAAUAUACGAAUUUGAUAUGUGGUUAAGACGUUCAAAUGAGUUAAAUCAAAUAUCUACAGAAGGAUUUUUUUUUUUUAAACUAA
Messenger RNA from Cimex lectularius (bed bug), 1917 nucleotides. RefSeq names its product transcription regulator protein BACH2-like. The transcript has 10 exons. The coding region runs from base 552 to 1736 and encodes 394 amino acids. Gene Ontology annotation, molecular function: protein binding. The record is from RefSeq and is a predicted model, not a curated record. Gene Ontology annotation, biological process: regulation of transcription by RNA polymerase II. Lineage: Eukaryota; Metazoa; Arthropoda; Insecta; Hemiptera; Cimicidae. Gene Ontology annotation, cellular component: nucleus.